CCACGGCAUCAAAGGAAACCUUUGCCCAAAACCAAAUUCUGCAUCGUUCGUCUCAUCUUUCUUUCCCAACAUUCCUUUCGGACCUCUCUCCGCCCCAACAAAACCCAUCGACUGCAAGAUUGCUUUUGCGGAGGCACAGACGAAUCGAUGGCAACCAGCGACGUUACAGCGACCGAAGUAAGCGCCGCGGCGGCCGCCGCCACGGACGCACCGGCAGAGAAACCGCAGCCUCACCAGCUCGAGAGAAAGUGGACGUUCUGGUUCGAUAACCAAUCCAAGCCCAAACAGGGCGCCGCUUGGGGCAGCUCUCUCCGCCAAGCCUAUACCUUUGAUACCGUCGAAGAAUUCUGGUGUUUGUAUGAUCAGAUAUUCAGGCCUAGCAAGGUCACUGUAAACGCUGAUUUCCAUUUGUUUAGAGCUGGGGUUGAACCCAAGUGGGAAGAUCCAGAGUGUGCUAAUGGAGGAAAAUGGAGUGUUGCUUGUGGCAGAAAGCCUCUCUUGGAUACGAUGUGGCUAGAAACUCUCAUGGCUUUGAUCGGAGAACAAUUUGAUGAAUCCGAAGAGAUUUGUGGGGUGGUUGCAAGCGUCCGCCAAAGGCAAGAUAAACUUGCUCUAUGGACUAAGACAGCAGCAAAUGAAUCUGUUCAGAUGGGUAUUGGAAGAAAGUGGAAGGACAUCAUUGAUACUACCGACAAAAUCACCUACAGUUUUCAUGACGAUUCACGCAAGGAAAGAUCCGUCAAGGGCCGAUACAGCGUGUGAGCUACGGACGGUUCCUUGGAUCUGCACUGCAUUCUAGUUUGGUGUCUUUGCAUUAUUCUGCCGAACCAAUCUACAUGUAAUUUUAGACUUCAGAUGUUGUAUUGAAGGUCUAGCUAGCUAGUCCAUAGUCUUUUAGCAGUCUGUAUCAUUUUGUGAGCCAGAGUGGCUAUUGUGCCUGAUAGACAUGUCCUAAGAACAUAUGUUUCUUCAUACUCCGAAUUUUGCACCUUAAUACUUCCUCACUCCAUACAGAGAUUGUUGGCUUAGUUUGUGCAAACACCAGAUGAUUGCUUUAAAUUCCUAGCAGAGUUUCCAGUUUUCUUUCCUGUUUGGCUUUUAAGUCAUAGCUAAUCUAUUCUUCAUAGGAAAAAAACUCAGUUUUCAGGAACUACAGCUAAAAUUGUGAUGUCUAGAUAGUGUCAAAACACAAGGGAACUAUUACAGACAGCAUUAAGAAUGAGAGCAACAGUUACAGUUGUACAAAUACUACAGCAGUGGUGGCGUUGGUUCUCUCAGGCAACUUUCCAUCUCCUUUACAAUGGAGUUCCAACACAAAAUGGACCUGUAUCUUUCUUUGCUUUGUCCUGUGUUUAUCAAAUCAAGCGAGGAAGCCAAGUUUUUCUCCAUUCUUCUUGGCCAACCUAAUCAGCCCUUGCCUUUGCUUUGCAUCUGCUCCAAUCGACUUGCAGAACUCGGUGAUUACCUGCAACCACACAUUUUAAGUACAAUUCCUCAGAGAAACCCAGAUAAGCAGUGAAUACUGAAUCCAAAAUCAAGUCUUUUUUUGCAUGCAGCAGGCCAAAAAUUAAAAUUAGCCGGAAAAUAGCGAAAUCAGAAAGGGACCGAUACCUGUGAGUGCAAGGCGAUAGCUUUGCCUCGAAGCUGAUUAAACCUCUUCUUCCCAAUGAGAUUGCGAGCAACAACCACAGCUGGAGCAAAAAGACCCUUGCCUUCGUUAACGUUCUUCAUCAUGGGUGGCAUCUUCACUGGCUUCCCGACUCUGACUUGGUUUGGAACUGACCUCGACAGCACGGUGUAAUCCUCGCCAGCCAUUGAUGUCCCCCAUUCCCCCAUGAAUGAGGUACCGAAACCUCCUUUAACCCCAGUUGCAGAAAUUGAAGCAACAGCCAUUAUACACAGCAACUAGGAAGAGAAGAAAUUUCUGUAAACCAGGCCAAGAUUCUCUCUUUUCUAGGAUGUGGGUUUUUUCUUCUUCCCAAGUUUCUGUGAUAUUCUUCUUCUGCUCUUUUUUUUUUUUUUCCUUCUGUGGCU
Linum tenue is the source of this 2034-nucleotide messenger RNA. The record is from the annotation of a GenBank genome assembly. NCBI's taxonomy places the organism in Eukaryota, Viridiplantae, Streptophyta, Magnoliopsida, Malpighiales, Linaceae.